Electrophorus electricus (electric eel) is the source of this 2328-nucleotide messenger RNA. RefSeq names its product RAD1 homolog (S. pombe) (gene rad1). Gene Ontology annotation, biological process: DNA damage checkpoint signaling; DNA repair. Gene Ontology annotation, cellular component: nucleus; checkpoint clamp complex. The record is from RefSeq and is a predicted model, not a curated record. Lineage: Eukaryota; Metazoa; Chordata; Actinopteri; Gymnotiformes; Gymnotidae.
UAAUCCUAUGUAUGCUUUUGAACAUUGUACAAACAUUAAUCACACUUCCUGAAUUUCUGAAUUUAUCAGUCAACCAGAUAGCUAACUGGCUAAACCACCCAGUCAGGCAUCGCUAGUUAACGCUUAGCUUGCUAGCAAGAACUAUCCGACUCGUUAUCAAACUUAUUUCGAAGAAAAAACGAAAGAUAAUUCGCAUGUGUGAAUUUAAUUGUUUUGUUUUGUGUCGCUAUCUAGAGCUUACGACGUCUGUCCUUGCAAGAUUCGGGUACGAUAGCUAACGUAGCUAAGCUAAGCUAGUUAUCUUAUUGGCUUCGUGAUAACGUUAUUUGCACAGACUCGAGUGGGUGCUAGGUUGUCAUACAUUUUUUCAGUUAUAAAAUUGUCGGGAAAAUAAUGAUUUAAAACGUGACCUCUUCCAAAAUUACAUGCCUGACAUAUUACAUUGUCAUGUGUGUGGCGCCCAGUGUGUUGACAAAGCGUGACCCCUAACUGCUAGUGGGGUAGCAGGCGAAAAAAAAAAGAGUGUAACGCGUCUUCAUCGCAUUUCCCACUCAUGAAGGACGUGCCUUUCCAGACCGGAGAUUAUGAGGUUUACAGAAAUGUAAUUUAUUGUGGAUUACAUGUUUGUUAAGCCUGAUAACAGCAGCAGCAACAACAAAAAAGCCAGAAACCACAUGUAACCACCAAACAGUGUCAAACUUAGGUCACCCGGUGUUAUAAACCUUUAAGUAAACGGGCCCAAUAGGCCAAAUGGCUUAUUUAUAUAGUAGUGCCUAGUUUACCCAGCAUUGUGAUUAUAUAUGAAUGAAGCUGAAUUGGUUCAUUUCCAGGACACCAUCUUAGUUCCAUUCUUGACAUUAACAACUGUUGUUUCUCACCAAAUAGUUGGUGUUGGAAUUAGCAUAUUGAGGACACAGAUGCACACUUAACAUGAGUAGGAUUUGAAUGCUAAGGUUGUUUUGGUUUUAAUGAUCCCAGGCAAUGUUAUUGCAGGUAUUUGCAUUGUUGGGAAGUAUGCCUUUGUCAACCCAGUCCCAAUCAGAGAGUGAUGAGUACAUUCUAGUAGCUAGUUUGGAUAAUGCAAGGAAUCUCUCCAACAUCCUGAAAGCGAUAUCCUUCAAAGACCAUGCAAUAUUUAAUGCAACACAGAAUGGUUUAAAAGUUACUGUAGAAGAUUCCAAAUGUCUUCAAGCGAAUGCAUUCAUUCAGGCAGACAUAUUUCAGGAGUUCACAAUCAGACAGGAUGUAAUUGGGUUUCAGGUAAACCUUACCGUCCUUCUGGAUUGCCUCACCAUCUUUGGGGGGAGUACAGUUCCAGGAGUGAGCACAGCCCUGAGAAUGUGCUACAUUGGCUAUGGCUACCCACUAACCUUGUUCCUGGAAGAGGCAGGAGUUGUUACUGUAUGCAAGAUUAACACCCAGGAACCCGAGGAACCUCUGGACUUUGAUUUUUGUAGCACCAACGUCACCAACAAAGUGAUACUUCAGUCAGACAGCCUGAAGGAGGCUUUUUCAGAACUGGAUAUGACCAGUGAAGUCCUGCAGUUAACGAUGUCACCAAGUCAUCCCUAUUUCAGAUUGUCCACAUUUGGAAAUUCUGGAAAUGCUCAUUAUGAUUACCCCAAAGACUCUGACAUGAUGGAGCUGUUCCAAUGCACUAAGACACAGAAAAACAGGUACAAGAUGUCACUGCUAAAGCCGUCCACCAAAGCUUUGGGUCUGUCCUGUAAGGUGUCUGUGAGGACAGACAGUCGAGGUUUUCUUUCCUUGCAGUAUCUUGUACGGAAUGAUGAUGGACAGAUUUGUUUUGUUGAAUACUACUGCUGCCCAGACGAAGAGGUUGAUGAAGAAUAGACUGACGACAGCGCAUUAUUGAAUUCCUGUUAAAAUCUUUCUUUUACCCUGAACAUGUGAAUUUUAGCUCGCCCCCUGGAUUAUUGAUUUCUUUUUUGUUAUUUGUUAGUUAUACCACAUUUGUUGUACCACAUUUCUAGUAAUGUAAAAUUUCUGAGUUGUCUGAUUUGCUCUAUGCUAUACUCCUGGACUUUGUAAAUCUGCUAUAUCAGUAUAAAUCUGCUACAGCAAUUCCCUAAUAGGGAACUUUCUUAUAUAGCUAAUAUGAUAUGACUGUAAAUUACUGUGUAAUAUACAGUUAAAAUGACUAAAGUUUUGUCUGUUUUCAUUUAAGAAAGUCAGCUGUUAUUGAAACAUUUCUUGGGGUGUCAGGGCGUAUGAUUGUAAAAUAUUAAAAUAGGUUAACAUCAAACUAGGUGUUUUCAAUAAGAUCUAUUAAAACUACACUAAAAUAAAUUUUAACUAAAAACUCAA